Molecule: messenger RNA, 1646 nt
Organism: Blepharisma stoltei
Lineage: Eukaryota; Ciliophora; Heterotrichea; Heterotrichida; Blepharismidae
Source: the annotation of a GenBank genome assembly
AUGGGCUGUUGCAACUCAAAGCUUGAUCGUCCUCAGAAAAAAAAAAGCUCUGGUCUGCCAGGCACAACCUCCUCAACAACCAAGAAGAAAAAUGUUAGCAAAGCUAACUUUGUUUCCCAAAAGAAAGGCGCUGUUGAAGAUCAUUACACUAUUAUAAAAAAGCUUGGCAGUGGAGGUUUUGGGACGGUUUACCAAGUUGUUGAUAAGAGAACUAACAUAGAAAGAGCUAUGAAAGAGCUCCCAAGGAGCAAAAUGACACAGGAAGCCAGCGCCCAAAUGCUUUCUGAAGUAGAGAUAUUGCGAACUUUGGAUCAUCCUAACAUUAUGAAAGUGUAUGAGCUGAUAGAGUCUAGGAAAAGUUAUUAUCCUUAUUUAUAUUAAUUAAAAUUUUAUUUAUAAGGCAUUAUUUUUUUAAUUAUAUAUAAAAACAAAUCCUAUAUACAUUAUCACUGAAUUUUUAACAGGCGGCGACUUAUUCGGCAAACUCUUAAAAGAAAAGAAUUUAUCUGAAAAAGCAGCUGCAAAAUACGUCUAUGACUUUAUGAGCGCUAUUAACUAUUGCCACAAGAACGGCAUCGUCCAUAGAGAUUUAAAACCAGAAAACCUAUUAUUAGAAAACAGUGACCCAGACGCAAAAAUAAAAGUAAUUGAUUUCGGAAUUUCCCAAAAACUGCAGCCACAUCAUAAGCUGAAUCAAGCAGUUGGGACGAUUUUUUAUAUGGCUCCUGAGACUUUUACAGGGUCUUAUGAUGAGAAAUGCGAUAUUUGGAGCGCUGGGGUCAUUUUAUAUAUAAUGUUGUGUGGAAGCCCACCGUUUUUCGCAGAAAAUGUCGAGCAGAUGGCUGAAAUAAUUACCCAAGGGAACCUGACAUUUAGGCAGCCUGUGUGGAAUUCAGUGUCUGGAGAGGCCAAAAGCCUAAUUCAAAGCAUGCUGGCGACUGACCCAGAAGAUAGGCUUAAUGCUGAGCAGGUGCUUAAUCAUGCUUGGUUCAAGAGUUACAUCAAUAAUGAGCUACCAAAAACAGCACUCAGCACUGAGGCGCUAGGAAAUCUAGGCAAGUUUCAUGCUCAAGGAAAGCUAGAAAAAUCUAUAAUGACUUUUAUCAGUUCUCAAGUUACCAGCGCUAAAGAAGACAAAGAAUUUGCAGAGUUAUUUAGUAAGAUGGAUAAAAAUAAGGAUGGAAAAUUAAGCCAAAGAGAAAUUUUGGAGGGGUAUAAGGAGCUAGGAAUAACAACGCCGCCUGGAAUUUCUGAAGUACUGAAGAAAAUUGAUAGUGAUGGAAGCGGAUUUUUAGAUUAUAUUGUGGUUGAUUAAUUAAAAAUAAAAAACAGGGCUAUUUUGCUAUUAAAAAUACCAAUGAAAUAUUGGGUUAUACUUGCAUAUUUUAUUUUAUAGGAAAUAUACUGAAUUUGUGACAGCUUCUAAGGACUGGAAAUCAGCUUUUGAGAAAAAUGAACUGGAAAGUGCCUUCAAGAUGUAUGACCAAGGAGGCGAUGGAAAACUGUCAUUGAAAGAACUGAAAGAAAGCAUCCCUGAUAUAGAAGACUCAGAUUGGGAAAAGUUUUUGCUUGAAGCUGAUAGGAAUGGAGAUAGCCAAAUUGGGCUUGAAGAGCUCAAAGUCUAUUUGAUGCAAAAAAUUUCUUAA